AUGGCACCACCAACUCCCAUUCUAACCUCAGAACAAGUUUCUAGGGAAAGAGAAAGGGUACAGAUUUUGAAGGAGAAAAACAAGUGUGAAUUAAAGUCGUUGACACAGCAUCUCUGCCAUGCUGAGGCACCUGGAGAAUAUAUCUGUGUACCAUUUAAAAGGGUUUUUGAAAAAUGUUUAGGACAUGCGUUAGAGGUCACCGAUGCAGAUACGAAUGAUAUACAAGGAUCUUAG
This is a messenger RNA of Zygosaccharomyces rouxii, 234 nucleotides long. It is a transcript of the gene SOM1, whose product is annotated as Som1p. Gene Ontology annotation, cellular component: mitochondrial inner membrane peptidase complex. The record is from RefSeq and is a predicted model, not a curated record. The coding region runs from base 1 to 234 and encodes 77 amino acids. Lineage: Eukaryota; Fungi; Ascomycota; Saccharomycetes; Saccharomycetales; Saccharomycetaceae. The transcript has a single exon.